GUCUCUGACUCUGAUAGUAGCUGUCAAUGCUGUCAUUUGAGAACAUUGUUUUGAGAUUACAUAAAUUUAAAUUUAUUUAAAAAAUGUCUUCUCAAGCAGUGAGGACGGUCGUAAAAGAAGUGAAACCCAUUUUAUCUCUAGAUCAUGAGGAAGCAAGAAAAAGAGUAUUAAAUCUGUACAAAGCGUGGCACAGGCAAUUGCCAUAUAUAGUUAAACAGUAUGAUAUUCCUAAGAAUGUGGAACAAUGUCGAAAUAAAUUAAGGGAGGAAUUUACUAAAUUUGACAAUAUAAAAGACAUUCGAGUUAUUGAUAUGCUGGUGAUUAAGGGUCAAAUGGAACUAAAAGAGGUGGUAAAUAUGUGGAAACAGAAAGGCCAUGUGAUGUCUUACUUUAAAGAUACAGUCGAACCUAAACCUCAAGAUUUUAUAUCAAAAUUCUUGUCGGGUAAAGAAUAAUUCACAUCUUUCUGUUGUAGAAUAUUUUGAUAGAUUCUGUAAAUACAAUUUAAUAAAUUAACUUUAUUCAGGA
Messenger RNA from Anoplophora glabripennis (Asian longhorned beetle), 528 nucleotides. It is a transcript of the gene ND-B14, whose product is annotated as NADH dehydrogenase [ubiquinone] 1 alpha subcomplex subunit 6. Gene Ontology annotation, biological process: response to oxidative stress. The record is from RefSeq and is a predicted model, not a curated record. NCBI's taxonomy places the organism in Eukaryota, Metazoa, Arthropoda, Insecta, Coleoptera, Cerambycidae. The coding region runs from base 84 to 455 and encodes 123 amino acids. The transcript is spliced from 3 exons.